This is a messenger RNA of Trichechus manatus latirostris (Florida manatee), 2828 nucleotides long. RefSeq names its product MICAL like 2 (gene MICALL2). Bases 4 to 2730 code for a protein of 908 amino acids. Gene Ontology annotation, molecular function: protein binding. NCBI's taxonomy places the organism in Eukaryota, Metazoa, Chordata, Mammalia, Sirenia, Trichechidae. The transcript is spliced from 17 exons. The record is from RefSeq and is a predicted model, not a curated record.
CGCAUGGCAGCCAUCAAAGCGCUGCAGCAGUGGUGCCGGCAGCAGUGCGAGGGCUAUCGGGACGUGAACAUCACCAACAUGACCACCUCGUUCCGGGACGGCCUGGCCUUCUGCGCCAUCCUGCACCGCCACCGGCCCGACCUCAUAGACUUUGAUGCUCUCAGGAAGGAAAACAUCUAUGAGAACAACAAGCUGGCCUUCCGUGUGGCAGAGGAGCAGCUGGGCAUCCCGGCCCUACUGGACGCUGAGGACAUGGUGGCCCUCAAGGUGCCCGACCGGCUGAGCAUCCUGACCUACGCGUCCCAGUACUAUAACUACUUCCAUGGCCGCUCCCCCAUUGGGGGCAUGGCCGGCGUGAAGAGGCCUCCGUCAGACUCCGAGGAGGAACCGACUGGGAAGAAGGCCCUGGCCCAGCUGCCCUCGCCUGGCCCGCCCCGGGGCCUGCCACUGUCCCCAGCCAGGACCAACCCCGUUGUCCAGGGGAGGGCUGCAGGGGCACAGGGCCCUCCCCCAAAGGCUGGCCCAGCCUCUGAGGGCAGCUCCGUCAGCAGCACCUGUGUGGUCUGCGGCAAGCACGUGCACCUUGUGCAGCGACACCUGGUGGAUGGCAGGCUCUACCACCGGAACUGCUUCAGGUGUAAGCAGUGCUCCAAUACGCUACACUUGGGGGCCUACCGGGCCACAGGGGAGCCAGGCGUCUUCGAGUGCACCAGCCACCACCCUAAAGCCACCUCUGCAAGCCCCACAUCACCAGGCCUGGCCCACAGACAGUUGGGGGCCACCCCCGUGGACUCCAGGCCCCUCAGUGCCCAACAGAAGGCCCAGGAGAGGAAAGGGCCACGAGAAGCAGGCCUGGAGGCAAGGCAGCCAGCCCAGGAACCUGUGGUGGGCGGCCAAGUGGCCAGACGUUUCGCUCUGUCGACGCCUGACCCUCCCACCACUGCCGCCUCCUCUCAUGUCUGUCGGGGGAGCCCUGCCACGCCCAGGCUCCCCUCGGGCCCUGUGGCAUCCAGCCCCACCUUCAAGGCCAGAACACAGGUGACCAACAGGUCGCCAACUGGGUGGUCCUCGCAGACGCAGGAGACCACAGCAGCCAAGCCUCAGCCGGCGGGGUCCCUGAGCACCCAGGACCCUCGCCCAGCUGUGCCUCAGGUCCAGGUAGCUCCCCGAGUGGCAGUUCCUCAGACCAAGCUCAGCUCGAGCCCAGUGUCUUCAGGCACUUCAGACCCUCCAGCCCAGACCCCCGCGGCCUCCAGGACCCAGCGGGCCCGGGAGAGGUUCUUCGAGGUCCCCAGCAAUGGCCCAGCCAGUGGGGGGCCCGGGAAGGUGGGCCCAGGAGGCCAGGAUUCAGUGGACGCACCUCCAAGGGACAGCAGCCGGGAACAAGCGCGGAGCUUCCUCAAGAAAGCCCUUCUGGGACUUGCAGAGGCGCCCAGCAGGCCACCCCAAGCCUCCUCCCCUGUCCUGAAUUCCCAUCCCAAAGUCGAAGAACCAAGGGCAAGUCAGUCAGCUAAGCUGUCACUGGUGACGCCUCCCCCAGCUCACCGCCCCACUGCAAGAAGUGAGCCCCCUUCGAGGGCUGAGCUGGGGGCACCCCCAAGUGUGAGCACCGCCUCCAGGGCCUCUUCGUCACCCCGGGCUGGAAGGAAGAGCCCAGUGGUCACCCUGGGGGGCAGCAGGGCCGGUGCAGGCUCCAGGGUGAAGCUGGAGGAGCCCCCGACUGUGAAGGGUCCCAGUGCCAGCCUCCAGGAGGGGCCAGAGGACAGCCCGGCAGGGUGGAGGUCCCGGCUGAAGCCUGUGGAGAAGAAAAGCUCUGCUGAGAGGGCUCUGGAGCUGAAGGGACCUCAGGCCCCGGGAGAGUCGAAGGUGGGUGAUGCACCCAGGAAGGUGUCAGGGAGCUCCGAGGGCAGUGUCCGCAUCACACUGACCCCUGUGCGGCCUGACAGGACCCCCGGACCCAGCCUCUCAGCUGCCUCCCCUCCCCUAGCAGCCGCAUCCCCCUUCCCAUCCAGCCGCAAGAGGCUGGCGGUCCCUGCCAGCCUGGAUGUGUCUGCAGACUGGCUGACGACCGAGCCCUCCGGGCAGGAAGCCCCGCCCCCUGGCUGGAAGGAGGCAGAGGCCCACCCUUGGGACAAGCCAGGGAGACCCCUGGGCCUGGCUGACGUCCCCACCCCGUCCUGCAAGGCUGUGGUCUCCCCGGUCAGGCUGCACCCCAACCGAGUGCCCCAGGAGGAGAUUCAGCAGCAGGUGCAGGACAUCGAGAGGCAGCUGGACGCACUGGAGCUCAAGGGCGUGGAGCUGGAGCAGCGGCUACGGGCAGCCGAGGGAGAUGCCUCGGAGGACAGCCUCAUGGUGGACUGGUUCCGACUUAUCCAUGAGAAGCAGCUGCUGCUGAGGCUGGAGUCGGAGCUGAUGUACAAGUCCAAAGACCAGCACCUGGAGGAACAGCAGAUGGACCUGGAGGGGGAGCUGCGGAGGCUGAUGGACAAGCCUGAGGCCCUGAAGUCUCCCCAGGACCGACAGCGGGAGAAGGAGCUACUGAACCAGUACGUGAACACUGUGAAUGAUCGAAGUGACAUCGUCGACUUCCUGGACAAGGACCGGCUCAGGGAGCAAGAGGAGGACCAGAUGCUACAGGACAUGAUCCAGAAGCUGGGGGACCAGAGAAAGAAGCCCAAGUUCCGCUUGUCCAAGAUCUGGAGGAACAAAAAAAGCAAGACCCCUGAGUGAGCUGCUGCUGGGCGAGCAGGGACCCUCAUCACGCGUCGGGCUGGCCUCCGGGCCCAGGAAAGGACAGUGGUAGGACGGGGAUCCUGGAGAGGCCCUCU